AUGGAGGAGUCUAAUGGGGGUGGCACGACAGUUGGAAAAGAGAGUAUAAAAAAUGUUGAUGGCAUGUUGAGCAAUCAAAGGCACAUUUCAGUUUCAAUUACCACAACACAAGGCGAUAAUGGAGCAACAACUAGCACUGAGAGGAAGAUAGAUGUGGUUUUGAAACAAAAUGGCUGGGAGGUGGGAGAGAAUUUUGCGAACAGGAGGCCCAAAAUUUGGUUCCUUCUAAGGCAGGCCACAAGAGAGACAAGAGGGCCGACGAGGAAAGAAAAGGGUAAAUGGGCUAAGGUUUCUUGGUCUCCUUCAAGACCAGAGAAUUGGGAAAUUAGGGAUGUGCAAGUGGGGGACAAAAGGAGAGGGAUUGUUCAAUUGAUAGAAGGAGAAAGUGUGGCAAGUAAGAGGGCUUGUAUUUCGGAUGGUAUCUCAACAAAUCAGAGAUCAAUGGCGAAGGCUGAUGUUUAGCCCCACCGACAGUUAUGAUGGGUGUGAUCUGGAAUUGUCGGUGGCUUAAGAACCGUCAUAUAGUCCAAAGUCUUCAUGAUUUAGUGAAGAGAGAAGGUCCCACCCUAAUAUUUUUAAUGGAAACAAGAUUAGGGACACAAGCUUUCAAGAGAAUUCAACAGAUGAUAGACUUUUCUCAAGGCCUUAUUGUCGACUCAAGGGGAAAAUCAGAUGGAUUAGCAUUGCUAUGGAAGAGAGAUAGUCAGGUAAAUAUCA
Messenger RNA from Ilex paraguariensis (yerba mate), 717 nucleotides. NCBI's taxonomy places the organism in Eukaryota, Viridiplantae, Streptophyta, Magnoliopsida, Aquifoliales, Aquifoliaceae. The record is from the annotation of a GenBank genome assembly.